This is a messenger RNA of Symbiodinium sp. CCMP2592, 813 nucleotides long. The record is from the annotation of a GenBank genome assembly. Lineage: Eukaryota; Dinophyceae; Suessiales; Symbiodiniaceae.
AUGGCGAACAACAUCCGAGCCAACCUAGGACAGCCUCCUCUUGGACAUCCGGCGCCACCUCAACCCCCACCAGCCGUGGGGCCUCCGCCGGCGGCUCCAGCAGUGCACGGCGCACCAGCCCAGGCAGCCGGCAUGAUGGGCGAUGAUGACUUGGUUUGGGUGGCCAUAGAGGAGGCUGGAGGACGAAAGAAGGGAGACGUGAUUUGCGCAGAUGGGGCUCAGCUGCCAGCAGGCACGGUCGUGCUUGAUGACAGGGCUGUGGGCGUCAGGAGGCGAGAGUUCAGUGAGGCAGUCGCGUCCAUGGUGGAUGGAGUUCCAAUGGGUGGUGGCCUGCAGUUGGAUGGCCCAACAACUUCAUUGAACCUGAUGAAGAACAUGCGGGAUCAAAACAUGACACCCACGACCUAUCAUGAGUAUUGGCUGCGCACUGCCGACAUCCCGAAGGGAGACAGGAGCACCUAUGAGCACGAGUGUUUGAGCCGAAUUCUGGAGUCAUUGAUAACAGUAGACCAGCUAAAUAUUUGUGCAUUGCAAGGUGCUGAACUGAUCUGCCGACGAUUACAGGUGAUCCGCGAAGCUCGCCGCAUAUCGCCGAGCUCACCGGACUAUUCGUCUGCUGAUCACUUCAUGGGCUGGAAGUGGCGCCGCGCUGCACAGGGUGUGGACAUGCAGCUUGCCGCGCAUGUGGCGCAGGCCCUGAAGGACGAGGCAGCCAUAGCCAAGGAAGCACGAAAAGCAAGAGAGGAGCAAUCUAUGCGCCGCAAGCACCCCAACAAGACAGGUGGGGGUGGAGGCGGCGGGGAUCAGAAAUGA